This is a messenger RNA of Dicrocoelium dendriticum, 291 nucleotides long. Lineage: Eukaryota; Metazoa; Platyhelminthes; Trematoda; Plagiorchiida; Dicrocoeliidae. The record is from the annotation of a GenBank genome assembly.
AUGAAGACUGUCAGGGGGGGGGGGGGGGGGGAAGUAUCCGGUGUGGCUUCUGGGGGGGUGGUGCUUCUGUGGGGGGGGGGGGGGGGGGGGGGGGGGGGGGGGGGGGGGGGGGGGGGGGGGGGGGGGGGGGGGGGUACAAUUGGGGGGGAGGGGGGGGGGGGGGGGGGUGCUAACCCAACUGCUGGGGGGGGGGGGGGCGUCGUGCCUUCCUCGGGGGGGGGGGGGGGGGGGGGGCGGGGGGGGGGGGGGGGGGGGGGGGGGGGGGGGGGGUGGGGGUCUCUCUCUCAUUAG